Molecule: messenger RNA, 867 nt
Organism: Monosiga brevicollis MX1
Lineage: Eukaryota; Choanoflagellata; Craspedida; Salpingoecidae
Exons: 8
Coding region: 1-867 (288 amino acids)
Biological process (GO): tRNA modification
Molecular function (GO): RNA binding
Source: RefSeq, a predicted model, not a curated record
AUGCCGCCGCCACCAGCCUCAGGGUCCGCAAAGCGGCGGAAGAACCAAUAUGUCGGCAAUGGCAAGCGUGGCAAAUAUGCUGGAUUGGCCCUCAAGCCCAACCUGCAAGGGUGUCUCAUCACUUGCAGUCCAAUGCACGAGGGCAAGGCUCUGGCAGAUGCGCGCAACCUUCUCGCCGAGCUGAUUGACAGCGCAACUGCUGCUGAAGCUGCCUCUUCCUCUACCACUGCCGAUUCGGACACACUGACAGUCGAAGACGAGCUCAAGGCAGAGCUGGAUGCCUUGCAAGCCUCCCGUCGGCCCGAUGGUAAACCCUCUGGCCCAGCUGCUUCACUGCAGCAAAUGCACAUUGAUGUCAAGGGCGUCAUGUUUCUGGCCCUGGAGCAAGAUCCAACUCCCCUUGUCAUCAAGAUUGCUGAACAAUGUCGCACCACGGGCGUUGCCCCCAGUCGCGUCAUCGAGCGUCUUCUUCCCGUUCAGCGUACCUGUGAGGCUUCAAUAGAAGCUAUCUCUGCCUGUCUCAAGUCACUUCUGCCCAACACCCCGUUGGCCGUUGGUCAGCCCCCCACGACAUACGCCAUUGACUUGAAGCGGCGCUUUAACCAAAAGCUGGAUCGAGAUGCCCUCAUCCAUGCCCUGGCAGCUAUCGAGGAGCUCCAGCCGCACAAAGCUGACUUAACGACUCCUAGUGUCACCGUGGUCAUUGAACUGAUCAAGCACGUCGCGGGUGUUUCCAUUUUGGCUGGCUACCGAUCUACCUUUCGCCGUUACAACCUUCGUGAAAUUGUGAAAGCGUCAUUUCCCGAUCAGCCGGCCAAACAGCAGGAGCCAGAAGCGCCCAUUGCGGCAGAUGAAGACGCAUCCUAG